CAAACUGUAAUGAUCAGGUGCAGCCAGGCAAGUGUACUGACUGGCCCUCUUUUGUACUCCUUCCUGUCUAUUGCCAUCUUUGUUCCUCCCUGCUCCUCUCCCCCUGCUCAUCCCUCCCUUUUUUAUACAGCUCUUAACUAUCGCUGCACCCCUCUGAUUCUGGGCUUCCCCAGGUUUAUAGUCUUACCAGUUGGAAAGUCCAGGCUGAUCUUCCUGGGGGUGAUGCUUGUGGUUUCUUGAUAGCCCAUUGGUUAGUGUGAGUGGUGAGCUUCGGGUUUGUUUUUUUUUUUUUAUGGUCUCUAUGUUUGUUUUUUCAGGUGUGUGUCUCUGUAUACAUUUUGGUUUGAGUUUCCCCUUUUCCCCUUGGUUUUCCAACUGAUAAGGUCCCUGAUCAGAUAACCUUGCUGGAAUAAACACUCUCACACUCCCACAUCCCCCCAUCAGUUACUGUGACUGACCUGGUUUGGUACUCAUCACCACCUCCCUCAUUUGCUGCUCAGGAAAAUGUCUGAAGUUCCUGGAGUCAUUGCUAACGCUGACAUUGAACCAAAAUCUAUACAUCGUGCCGAGAAAUGGUCGGGUGAUGUAGAGAACUUAUACAGAUUCCAGCAAGCUGGAUACAGAGAUGAGAUUGAGUAUAAACAAGUGAAACAAGUAGAUACGGUAGAGUACUGGCCAGAAACUGGAUUUGUUAAGAAACUUCAGAGAAGGGACAAUACAUUCUAUUACUACAAUAAGCAAAGAGAAUGCGAAGACAAAGAAGUCAACAAAGUGAAAGUUUAUGUGUAUUAGUUUUGGGUUUGUUCUGAUUUGCUUGUAGUUUUUGUGAUAAAUCUGCUUGUUAGAAUCAGAAAGUGAAUGAGAUUAAACAAUCUGAUUUACCUGAA
Molecule: messenger RNA, 887 nt
Organism: Pezoporus occidentalis (night parrot)
Lineage: Eukaryota; Metazoa; Chordata; Aves; Psittaciformes; Psittacidae
Gene: MEIG1
Product: meiosis/spermiogenesis associated 1
Exons: 3
Coding region: 505-792 (95 amino acids)
Cellular component (GO): nucleus
Source: RefSeq, a predicted model, not a curated record